AUGACGUUCACCACGACUGUAUACGCGUAUCGCGUUCCCAGCCGCCGUCCCGUGACGUGGUUUAACCCCGGCACCGCCGCCUCUCCGGCCGCAUUUCACGGACGACGAUCGAAGAGACUACGCGACGGAGUGACACAGCUGAGUCCACCUGAUUUCCGACACGUCGAUCGCGCGAGGGUACGAGCGAGUGAAAAAACAAAGUUGCACAGUGCGGAUCACGGACCGACCUUCACCGAGUCUUCUCUACCGGUUCUACCCGGCCCAGGUGGAAAGUACACCGAUACCGAUCGUCUCAGGGAGGAUAGGAUCGGUCGCCCCGCCAAGGCUUCCAAAAUCCCUCCCAUCUACGAACGUCCAACAACCAGCAACAUUUCAGUUGAGGAAGGAGGUGUUCUUAACGUAUCAAAAUCAUGCAACCGUCAGCAGCUUCCGUUAUCUGUUACUCGUGGCGUGAGAUCGCGGCCACUGGGAGAUGCCACCUCGACGAAGGUGGAGACAGUUCCUUUGCUAAGCCCGACGAUGGAGUCGGAGCUUUUCAAGCAACCCUGGGCGUUCCCGCGCACAAAGGCGAAUCCCGCGAAAGAAGAGGAUAUCGCGGCGCUCUCCGCCUGGGAAGAGGACUUUCAGGAUCUGAGCGGCUGGUGCAUGGACACGUUCCAGGGUCAAUGCAAUUUUCAUAUAGGUGAAUCGACUACGUUUAAACUAUCAGGUACGAAAUACGAGGGUAACGGCGGUUUGAUUGCGGAGAGAGGAUUGCUAAAGGACUUGACGACUGAUGAUGAGAAGUUGGAUUUGGAAAUGAAUACCGUUAAGAUGACCAAAGCUGAGCCAAGUGACAACCGUCACUUGCUGCUAUCUCCAUCGGAACUCGUUAACGAAUACAAAUUAGGAUGUAACAAUGAGAAGAACAAAGCGUCCAGCUUGUGGUUAAUGUCGCCCGAGUCUACAGCUUCUAAGAGCACCUCGUCGAGCAAAACUCAGCACUCGGACACCAGCACGCCGUACCAGUCCGAGAGUCAAGAUUUGGAUUACGCCUGCCCGACGUCGAUCAGCACCACCGCGAAUCAGCGUGAAACGUGGGACGAGCUACGCACGAUCGAGACAACUGGAUCGGAUACUUUCGACUUACUGUCGUACCUUUGGGAGGAUGAAAUACGUUCGUCGUUGGAAGGCAACAUUUCCGCCGAUUCCUUGACGGUGCUGAAAGUCAGGCCGCACGCAGCAGCGUCGUCACCGGCACUGUCAUUUACCCCCACGAAGGUAAAGACGGAAGAGGACGAGCUGAUCAGCGAGCCGACGCCACCUUCGAAGCGUCGAAGGAUGGGGACCCGCGCGACAUCGACGAUAACUUCGUCCGCGGUCAAGUCCCCCGUAGCGUCGUCCCGAAGAUCAGAGAGGACGAGGGUAGCGGCGAGUAAGAACAAGGAGAGAGGACGAGUCGCUGUCACUGGUACAAAGACGAAGGAUAAAAACGAAAGGAAAAGACAUUACGAGAGUGAUUCCGACGAUGACGACGACGACGACGACGACGACGACGACGACGACGACGUCGCCCUCACCCAAUACAGGGAAUGUCGCGAGAAGAACAACGAGGCCUCGCGAAGGUCGCGGAUGAAUAAGAAGGUCAAGGAGUCGGAGAUGUCCAGGAGGGCGACCGAGCUGGAGAGAGACAACAAGAUACUAAAGAUGAAGGUCGAGGAGCUGGAGAAGCUGGUGACGUCGAUGCGCAACGCGUUACUGCGGUCUGCUUUGAAGAAGGAAUUUUAAGGACGCGUUAUUUAACACUUAGACGUUCUCACACGAUCUGCCGCGCUAAUCUAAUAGACCACAUUUGUUACGUCUUUCCGUUAUUGUCAUGCAUGCGCCAUUAUUACGCGACGUCUUUUACCACGAAAGACUUACGUGAACCUUAAUGUUGAGUUUAUUUGCCUUAAUUGCCUUAAUGAACGGGGGAAUUAAAAGCGUUCUUAAAGGCUUAUUAUUAUCGUUACUUUCAUUGUUUUAUCGAGAGAGAGACUUUUUUUAUUGAUUUUGUCUCCCGUCUCAAGUAUCUAUGUAUGUACACGCGGAGAGAA
Messenger RNA from Vollenhovia emeryi, 2075 nucleotides. RefSeq lists its product as uncharacterized. Gene Ontology annotation, molecular function: DNA-binding transcription factor activity. The transcript is spliced from 6 exons. Lineage: Eukaryota; Metazoa; Arthropoda; Insecta; Hymenoptera; Formicidae. The coding region runs from base 1 to 1767 and encodes 588 amino acids. The record is from RefSeq and is a predicted model, not a curated record. Gene Ontology annotation, biological process: regulation of DNA-templated transcription.